This is a messenger RNA of Symbiodinium pilosum, 470 nucleotides long. The record is from the annotation of a GenBank genome assembly. NCBI's taxonomy places the organism in Eukaryota, Dinophyceae, Suessiales, Symbiodiniaceae.
AUGUCGAUUUUGGUGGCUGUGGCCUUGUUGAGUGGUCGGAAGUCCGUCGUUGAAGUAGCCUUCGACUCCACUAUCGACGACCUGAGACAAAGAGCACAGCCAGACCUAGGUACGGGCGUGAGCAAGCUGAUCAGCGUAGCUGGAGAAGUCUUGCCCCUGUCCCUCACUGUGGCACAAGCAGGCCUCCAAAAUGGAGAUACGCUCGGGGCGAUCGUCAGGCGUGAGGAGCUGGUACCCUCGCGUGGAGCUUUUGCCUUGCUACGAGCCAACGGCUCCGUGCUGACAUGGGGCCAUCCAACCUAUCCCAGCUAUGGCGCCGACAGCAGCGUUGUUCAAGAGCAGUUGCGCAAUGUGAGGAAGAUAAGUGCGUCCAGCUGUGCAUUUGCCGCCAUCCUGGACGACGGAUCGGUGGUGACUUGGGGAGAUUUAGAGUCUGGGGGCGACAGCAGCCGUGUGCAAAGCCGCUUGAG